CGAGUUUCGCUUAGAAGUGAUGCCAACGCAGUAAAUUAAAAUUCCUGAAUUAUUCGAAUUAAUAAAAAAUUUAAAAGUGAAUAAGUAUCAUGUUAUUAAAUUUACAUUAAUUGAUUGAAUUAAGUUAAUUGAUACUAUAAAUAGUUUUAAGCGGUCAAUUUUAUAACCAUAUUUAUCUCGAUAUUACUAAAAAAGAAGAAGCACUACACCUUUUUGAACGUGGAAAUCCGUAUUGGAUACUUGAUAUCAAUUUUCCGCUCUUAUUCAUUAUUAUUAAAUAAUGAAAAUAGUAUUAAAUAAGACGAAUCCUCCACUUGGGGGCUUAUUUGUUAUUGAAUAUGUGAAGAAAUUAAAAAAUAUUCCCGUGGAAUUAUUAUGGGCAUCUGAAAGCGUCGUCGAUAAUAUUAAUUGUAAAAAUAGUAAUGACGUUGCUCGUGCCGUUGCGAAAUUAUAUUGUCCCGAAAUUUACGGUACGAACCCAACUGAUGCAACUGAAAUUGAUAAUUGGUUAACAUUUUCUUUGGGUUCUUUCGCAUCUAAAAAUGAAUUUUCUACUGCUUUAAAUACGUUAAACAAAAUCUUGGCUUCAUUAACGUAUUUAGUGGCCAAAAAACUUACUAUUGCGGAUUUUAUUGUGUUUGCAAGUUUAUACGUUAAUAAACAUUGGAAAGAUGCAAUAAAAUCUAAAAAUGCACCGGUGAAUGUUCAGCGUUGGUAUGAAUUUUUACUUGCCCAGGAAUAUGUUCAAAAUAUUCUUAAUAAUCUACCUCAAGAAGUGGCAGCUACUUUGACAAGUUCGGAAAAACAUGUUAAAAAUGAAAAAAGUACAGUCGGCAAUAGGAAUCAAGAAGGAAAAUUCAUUGAUUUGCCUUUUGCCGAAAUGGGUAAACUCGUUGUGCGAUUUCCACCAGAAGCAUCAGGAUAUUUACAUAUUGGUCAUGCGAAGGCGGCCCUCCUCAACCAAUAUUAUCAAGAAGCUUUCCAAGGUAAAUUAAUAAUGCGAUUCGAUGACACAAAUCCAGCCAAAGAAAACGUACAUUUCGAAAAAGUUAUAUUGGAAGAUGUGGCAAUGUUGCAAAUCAAACCGGAUAUGUUUACUUAUACUUCGGAUUAUUUCGAAUUAAUGUUACAAUUAUGUGAGAAAAUGAUAAAAGAGGGAAACGCGUAUGCAGACGAUACAGAUCCGGAACUUAUGAAAACACAAAGAGAACAAAAAAUUGAAUCUGCUAAUAGAAACAAUGAUGUUGAUAAGAAUUUGGCGAUGUGGGAGGAAAUGAAAAAAGGUACAGAAAAGGGACAAAAAUGUUGUAUACGAGCGAAAAUGUUUAUGGAUUCGCCUAAUGGUUGUUUGAGAGACCCCACAAUUUAUAGAUGCAAAAAUGAGAUACAUCCCAGAACAGGAGACAAAUAUAAAGUUUAUCCGACUUACGACUUUGCGUGCCCUAUUGUAGAUUCCAUAGAAGGGGUAACGCACGUAUUACGUACUAUGGAAUAUCACGAUAGAGAUUUUCAAUUUUAUUGGUUCAUUGAAAAAUUGGGUUUGAGAAAACCUCACAUCUGGGAAUAUAGCAGAUUAUCAAUGACCAAUACAGUUCUGAGCAAAAGGAAACUAACUUGGUUUGUAAAUGAAGGCCUUGUUGACGGAUGGGAUGAUCCUCGAAUGCCGACUGUACGAGGAGUUUUGAGAAGGGGUAUGACCGUACAGGGACUAAAAGAAUUCAUUAUAGCUCAAGGUUCGAGUAGAUCUGUUGUGUUUAUGGAAUGGGAUAAAAUUUGGGCGUUCAACAAAAAGGUAAUUGAUCCUGUGGCACCACGUUACACUGCAGUGCAAAUCGACGACCCCGUCCCCGUUUACGUACAAGGAGUAAAAGAAGAACGUUUAUCCGUACCUAAACAUCCUAAAAAUACAGAUGUUGGUUAUAAAGAAGUAUGGAUAGGUCCAAAAAUAUUUAUCGAUAGAGAAGAUGCGGAUGCUUUGAAAGAAGAAGAAAACGCUACUUUUAUUAAUUGGGGAAAUUUAAUUAUUAAAAAAAUAAAUAGGCAAGCUGGGAAAAUAACAAGCAUCGAAGCAGUACCGAAUCUCGAAAACGUCGAUUUUAAGAAAACGUUGAAACUCACUUGGUUAGCAGAAGUUGAUAAAGCUCCGUUUACUCCCACCUGGUGUGUUUAUUUCGAUCACAUUAUAAGCAAGGCUGUAUUGGGAAAAGAUGAAGAUUUCAAACAAUAUAUCGGUCACGAAACUAGGAAAGAAAUCGAGAUGCUAGGUGAUCCCGAAUUGAAAAAAUUAAAAGUCGGAGAUAUAAUUCAAUUACAGAGACGCGGAUUCUUCAGAGUUGACGUCGCGUAUAAACCUGCUAAUUUACAUACUUAUAGAGAACAACCGGUGGUUUUGUUCCAUAUACCCGAAGGGAACGCUAAAGAAACUAUGCCUGGUAAAGUUGUUCAAAAAACGGAAACAAAAACUGUACCGGCAAAUGAUAAAAAUAAGGUUAAUAUAAAAUCCGCCGUCGACAUAAAUAAUGAGAUAAUAAAACAAGGAGAUAUAGUACGUAAGUUAAAGGAGCAGAAAGCACCGAAAUCUGAUAUCGAUAGUGCAGUAAAAGAAUUAUUAUCAUUAAAGGGUAAUUAUAAAACAAUCACUAAUAUCGAUUGGAAACCUGGAUGUGUUCCACCUGUCGAUAACACUACAGCAAAUACCUCGACCGAAAGUGAUCUUGAUGCUAAAAUAUCAGCUCAAGGUGAUAAAGUGAGACAGUUGAAAUCUCAGAAAUCAGAUAAAUCAACAAUCGAUGCCGAAGUAAAAAUCUUAUUAUCAUUAAAAUCCGAAUACAAAACCGCAACGGGAAAAGACUGGAUGCCGACUAAACCGACGUCUCCUUCCCAAGUAAAACAAGAAAAUAAAUCCGUAGAUGAAAAUUCGCUUCUGCUACAAAUUGCCAGUCAAGGUGAUAAAGUGCGCGAUUUGAAAGCUAAAAAAGUUGAUAAAACCGUUAUCGAUAACGAAGUUAAAAUUCUAUUAUCCCUUAAAAAGGAUUAUAAAAGCCUCACAGGUACGGAUUGGAAACCGGGAGUAAUCGCUACUACUCCUGUCUCGAAUAAUACGUCCAUAGAUGAAAAUAAACUGCUGUUAGAUAUUUCUAGUCAAGGAGAUAUUGUGAGAAAAUUAAAAUCCGAUAAAGCUGAUAAAUCUCAAAUUGAUACGGCAGUAAAACAACUUCUACAGUUAAAGGAGGAUUUCAAGAAUUUAUCCGGUAAAGAUUGGAAGCCGAAUAUGAAACCUGAGCCUGUACCGAAUGUCGCACAAUUUGAAGGAGGAGAUAAUGUAAAAGAAGCUCUAACAGCGAAAAUCGCCGAGCAAGGGAAUUUGGUUAGAGAUUUAAAAGCUAAAAAAGCCGACAAGGGAGCAGUAGAUGAGGCGGUAAAAGUUCUAUUGGAUUUGAAAGGUGAGUAUAAGAAAGUGAUAGGCGAAGAAUUUCCUGUAGCAGGAAGAACUCCAAAAUCGAAGGAAAAUAAAACUGAAAUUAAACAAAAAUCGGCUAAAGAAAAAUCCGUUGCUAACGUUUUCGAGGGAGAAGAUGGUACAACGAAAAAACAAACGCGACUCGGAUUAGAAGCGAAGAAAGAAACAAACCUAUCGGAUUGGUAUUCUCAAGUAAUCACCAAAGGUGAAUUGAUAGAAUAUUACGACGUUUCGGGUUGUUACAUUUUCAGACCUUGGUCGUUCGCGAUAUGGGAAGCGAUUAAAAAUUGGUUCGAUGUGGAAAUAAAAAAAUUGGGAGUCGAAAAUUGUUAUUUUCCCAUUUUCGUAUCGAAAGCGGCGUUGGAAAAAGAAAAAACGCACAUAGCGGAUUUCGCUCCGGAAGUGGCGUGGGUUACAAAAUCUGGCGAUUCCGAAAUGGCCGAACCGAUUGCCGUUAGACCAACAUCGGAAACUGUCAUGUAUCCAGCUUACGCCAAAUGGAUUCAAUCGUAUCGAGAUCUUCCCAUCAAACUUAAUCAAUGGAACAACGUAGUCAGAUGGGAAUUCAAACAUCCUCAACCGUUUUUGAGAACCAGAGAAUUUUUAUGGCAAGAAGGUCACACGGCUUUUGCCGAAAAGACCGAAGCUGACACCGAAGUCAAACAGAUUUUAGAUUUAUACGCCAAGAUCUACACGGAUCUAUUGGCGAUUCCCGUGGUAAAAGGAAGGAAAACCGAAAAAGAAAAAUUCGCCGGCGGGGAUUACACAUUGACAAUAGAGGCUUAUGUAUCAGCUAGCGGAAGAGCUAUCCAAGGUGCGACAUCUCAUCAUUUAGGUCAGAAUUUUUCCAAAAUGUUUGAUAUCAUCUACGAACAUCCCGAAACUCAACAAAAGGCGUACGUAUAUCAAAACUCGUGGGGUAUCACAACAAGAACUAUAGGUGUUAUGGUAAUGAUUCAUGGUGAUAAUCAAGGUUUGAUUUUACCGCCAAAAGUCGCUUGUAUACAAGUAGUUAUCGUCCCGUGCGGAAUCACCGCGAGUCUUUCAGAACAGUCUCGCAAGAAAUUACAAGAAUCUUGCGAUGCUUUAGAAUUGGAUUUAAAAACGGCAGGUGUGUGCGUUAAAGGAGAUUACAGGGACAAUUAUUCCCCGGGAUGGAAAUUCAACCAUUGGGAAUUGAAGGGUGUUCCGGUUAGGGUAGAAUUAGGACCGAAAGAUAUAGAAAAGAAUCAAUUGGUAGCUGUGAGAAGAGAUACAGGAGAAAAACUAACGAUCAACCGUAAAGAUGCCGUAAGCAAAUUACAUAAUAUUUUAGACGACAUUCAAAUCAACUUGUUUAAAAAAGCGUGUGAUGAUUUAGACAGCCAUAAAGUUAUCGUUACCGAUUGGUCUCAAUUCGGUCCUGCCCUGGACAAAAAGAAUAUCAUUUUAGCUCCUUUCUGUGGAGAAAUUGGUUGUGAAGAUAAAAUCAAAACAGAUAGUACACGGGAUGAAAGCGCCGAACCCGGUGCACCAUCAAUGGGUGCUAAAUCUCUUUGUAUACCUUUGGAACAACCGGCUCCGAUCAAAACCAGUGACAAAUGCAUUCAUCCUGAAUGUAAAAACGGACCGAAAUAUUAUACUUUGUUCGGAAGGAGUUAUUGAGAAAUUUAUUUAAAAUAAAAAAAAACAAUAAUUUAAGUUAUAACGUUUUUAUUUGAAUAAACACCUUUUUGCAAAUUGAUAA
This is a messenger RNA of Diorhabda sublineata, 5186 nucleotides long. Its product is annotated as bifunctional glutamate/proline--tRNA ligase. The coding region runs from base 281 to 5104 and encodes 1607 amino acids. The transcript has 22 exons. The record is from RefSeq and is a predicted model, not a curated record. Lineage: Eukaryota; Metazoa; Arthropoda; Insecta; Coleoptera; Chrysomelidae. Gene Ontology annotation, cellular component: cytoplasm; aminoacyl-tRNA synthetase multienzyme complex. Gene Ontology annotation, molecular function: glutamate-tRNA ligase activity; ATP binding; proline-tRNA ligase activity. Gene Ontology annotation, biological process: translation; prolyl-tRNA aminoacylation; glutamyl-tRNA aminoacylation.